AGCACCUUACAACAUGUUUCCUGAUGGAGAGAAAACGUAGAUGCUGCUGCUGAAAUCCUCCGUUUUUCUGGGAUAGUUUCAUGAAUGCAGCACGUGAAAGACUCGCAACCUGAGGCUGAUGUGGUGGAUGUGAUCCAGCUGAUGUCGUCAUCGCAUUCCUUCGAACAUUCGCGUUUGUUUUCAUUCUGAUUUCGAGCGUUCGUGAGGCUGGAUGCUGUUAAUAGCGAAGAACGGGAUUAGAACACGGAAAGACGGGAAGAAGAGGCCCUGCGUCCUGCUUUAAACGAUAUCCACCACCGCUUCUCCAUCACUGAAGCAUGGACAGAUUAGAGGAACUUGUGAACCAGUGGAUUUGGCGGCAGGAUUUCUGGCUUCCUCCUGGCGUUACAUGGAAAGACAUCGCUGAAGGGACGGCGGAUGGAAGUCGUUUUCCCGUACCCCGCGACCUGCUCAUCUCUCUGCCCUUGGCCCUGAGUUUCAUCGCACUGCGGUUUGUUUUUGAAAGGGUUGUGGCGCUGCCGCUCAGCCGGUGUCUGGGCGUCCGGGACAGGGUUCGUCUGCGGGUCACACCCGUCCCGAAGCUGGAGGUGUUUUACCUGCAGAAGAAGCAGCAGCCGUCUCAGAACGAUCUGCUGGUUCUGGAGAAGCUCUGUGGACUCUCUCAGCAUCAGAUCCAGAGCUGGCUGCGUCACCGUCGAAACCAGGACCGUCCCAGCAGCACCAGGAAGUUCUGUGAGGCCUCGUGGAGGUUUGUGUUUUAUCUGGUGGCCUUCUCAGCUGCUCUCGUCUCACUCGUUCAGACUCCGUGGUUUUGGGAUCAUCGGGAAUGCUGGCGUGGAUACCCAAGACAGGCCGUAACAGAAGCUCAGUUCUGGUAUUACAUCGUGGAGUUAGCCUUCUAUCUCUCGCUUCUGCUCUGCGUAUCGGUGGACAUAAAGCGCAAAGACUUCAAAGAGCAAAUCAUUCACCACAUCGCCACCAUUUUCCUCAUUGCUUUCUCGUACUGUGCGAACUAUGUGCGCGUGGGAACCCUGGUGAUGCUCGUCCACGACUCUGCUGACUUCCUGUUGGAGUCUGCCAAGAUGUUCAAUUAUGCUGGAUGGAGAAAGACCUGCGAUGCCUUGUUUGUCGUUUUCGCCGCUGUAUUCCUGGUAACUCGCCUCGUGGUUUUUCCAUACAGAAUCGUCUACACAGCGGUGGUGGAUUCGUUGGACGUCUUUCCUCCGUACCCUGGUUAUUAUUUCUUAAAUGGCCUGUUGCUGGUUUUGCAAGCUCUGCACGUCUUCUGGGCUUGGUUGAUUCUUCGAAUGGUUCACAAAUUUAUCUUUUUAGGCAAAGUGGAACGCGAUGAACGGAGCGAUGAAGAGAGUGAAGCUGAUGAAGAAGAAGAAGAAGAAGGUGGAGAAGAAGAACACACCUGGGAGCAAAAAAAGGGUGCUUUUAACACAAAAUUGGCAUCGUUAGCCAAUAACUGUGUUCUGAACAAUUUAACAAAUCAGAGGCGAAAAAUGAAUAGUAAAACUCCAAAAGCCAGAUAGUAAUGCUACUUUAUGUAUUUAAACGUGUUAAAUCAUCUUCAACUUUCUUGGCUUACCUUGUUUGUCAAAGUCCUACUGUAAUUUCAGACCGCUGGUGUUUUGGUUGCGUGAAAACAUAACGCUUAGUCAGUAUAUUGCGUAAAACAAAAAAUACUACUUGUUUGCAUUAUUACAUUACCAUUGGAGUAUCUUAAAUAGGUUAAACUUUAAUUUGUUUAAAGUUAGUCUAAUUAAUUAUAGUGCAUUGGUUGAGUAGUAGCACUAUAACUUAAAUUUUUUUUUAACGUAAAUACAAACGUGUUUUUUUAUAAACAGACAUUUUAAGUAUUAAUUGUUGAAGUGUUGUUAAAGUUAAUUUACUAAUUUGCUGCAACAUUUAGAUGUAAUUUUACUAUUUGUAUCAAAAUGGGCAAUGGUUGACCUUUAGGAGAAACUUACUGCGCCAUCAGGUCCACUUGUUUUUGUGAUUCUACUAAUGUAAGAUUUUGUUGCAAGGAGCUUUUGGAGCUUGUUGUGUUUUAUAAGAUGGCGCAUUGAAAUCAUUCAGAUGAUUUCUCACCGGAGCAUGUGCCUCGAAAUCUUUAAAGUCAAAGGGGGUAGUUAAAUUUGAGGGCAACUAUGUAAGCCCCUUGAUUUCUUGAAUACUGACUCUGCUCCAAGGGCUAAAGGCAAAGUUUUUUUCGUUGUUCUAGAUGAAGCUGGAAAGUUUAUUUGCACAGUAGCCAUAACUGAUCUUUCAUUCAAAAGCUGUGCGUCUGUCUUACACUGUUUAACAUAUAAAAGACCUGUGAUUGUUUUUGUAUGAAUUUCCCUCUUUUUAUUGGGAUUUACCAUGUUCUGAGUUUGUUAAUGCAACAUUUUGUAGUUGUUAUAUAUCUUGUAACAAUGACAGAAGAGGAAUAUAUUCUUGUAAUCUUCAGUACUGGUAAUGUUGCAUACAUGCUUCUCGUCCGCUAUUUUUUUUCGGUGACCUUUUGAAUAACAAUAAAAGUGUUUUAGAAUAUGAUUAUACUCAA
Messenger RNA from Carassius gibelio (silver crucian carp), 2554 nucleotides. It is a transcript of the gene cers4a, whose product is annotated as ceramide synthase 4a. The record is from RefSeq and is a predicted model, not a curated record. Lineage: Eukaryota; Metazoa; Chordata; Actinopteri; Cypriniformes; Cyprinidae. The coding region runs from base 318 to 1538 and encodes 406 amino acids. Gene Ontology annotation, cellular component: membrane. Gene Ontology annotation, molecular function: DNA binding; sphingosine N-acyltransferase activity. Gene Ontology annotation, biological process: ceramide biosynthetic process. The transcript has 11 exons.